AGACUACGGGCGAGGCAUAGUGGUAAAUGCAAACUCCCGAUUGAUUUCGGACUGAGCCGUGCGCCCCCCGCGCUCUCCCCUCCCCUCCCUUCGGGCCGCCCUCAUCUUAGAUUCAACGCCUGAAGUGCAUUCGGAUUAUGGAUAAUUGGCCAGGAUAUGACUUGAAUUUAUUCACGUACCCGCAGCACUAUUAUGGAGAUUUGGAAUAUGUCCUCAUACCUCACGGCAUCAUUGUGGACAGAAUUGAGCGGCUGGCCAAGGAUAUCAUGAAAGACAUAGGAUACUGCGACAUCAUGGUCCUGUGCGUGCUUAAAGGAGGUUACAAGUUCUGUGCCGACCUUGUAGAACACCUUAAGAAUAUCAGUCGAAAUUCAGAUAGAUUUGUCUCUAUGAAGGUUGAUUUCAUCAGGCUAAAAAGUUACAGGAAUGACCAGUCCAUGGGCGAGAUGCAGAUAAUUGGAGGCUACGACCUUUCAACACUGGCUGGAAAGAAUGUCCUCAUCGUUGAGGAUGUUGUCGGCACGGGGAGAACCAUGAAAGCGCUGCUCAGUAGCAUAGAGAAAUACAAGCCCAACAUGGUUAAGGUGGCCAGUUUGUUGGUGAAGAGAACACCUAGAAGUGAUGGCUUUAGACCCGACUAUGCUGGAUUUGAGAUUCCAAACUUAUUUGUGGUGGGUUAUGCCUUAGAUUACAAUGAAUACUUCAGAGAUCUGAAUCACAUAUGCGUGAUCAAUGAACACGGCAAAGAAAAGUAUCGAGUCUAAAGUAUUAAAUUCUCACCAUCGAACCUCCAGAUAACAUCAUCCUUCUAACUACAUUCAGGAAGCCAGCGUUUAAAGUUUGUCUCCUCCGGCGUCUUCACUCAGCAGGAUAGAAAAGAAAAAAUGUUUUAAUGAGAGAGCUUUCUUUUCUGAGACUAUAACACAGAGAAUAUCGAAGGUUCUUAAGGAAAAGAAAGCAAUGCUUUUAUUUGACUCGUUCCAAAUUAAACACUCCGCCUUGUGACUAACAGUUCUGGCGACCUUUACACUCCUGAGCUCCAUCUUCUUUUCUUUUCUUAUGUUGUGCUUGAUUCCUAUACCCCUACCUAGUUACUCAAAUAUUUCACUUACCAUUACCCUUUUUUUUUUUUUAAAUAAAUACUCUAUUUUUGGUAACCGUUCACAGUCUUAAGAACCUGGAAGCCUUUUAAGUUAAGCUCCGAGCCCAUACGUAUACUGGGAAGGCAACUAAAUUCCCAUACUAAAAAAAGGAGGGAAAGGACAAUUUAAUAUAAAUUUCUGUUUGUGCUCUUCUGACAGGCUGUCAUUAUCCGCUUUGACAAAGCCUUUCUGAGCCGCAGUGUACAAUGCAUUUUAAUGAUGUUAUGAACUGAGAUUUGCUCAGUGCUCUUGAUUGGUGCUUCCGGUAUGUGAUAACGGUAUGUCAUGUGUGCAUGGAUGUACUCAACUGUGCUUAAUACUUUGAAUUUUAAUGAGAAAAAAUACAAUGGCAGCAAGGCCCCGGUUUCUAAGUGGCAUCCUUUUAUUCAUGUGGGACAUGAGCAAAUGGCAGGGUUAGGGGGAGGGGCAAGAGCGUUCAAUGCUCAAGACUAAGCAAGUAUAAUUUUUUCCUCUUAUUUGCGCCAAAGGAAAAAACACUCAUGUAUUAUCCUAAACAGGAACAGAGAGGUCGAAUUAUUAUUUUAAGUGGUCUUAGAAGAUUGAUCACAAAAUCCGAGGCACUGUAGGAAAAAAAAAGUGUACUUGAAAAAGUUUUUUUCUGAAGAAAUUUUUUCCAUGUUCUCUGUUUUGUGAGAUGUUUUCUAAUUUAUAAGGAUUUUAAUUGACAGUAAACUCGAGUGCCAAUAGAGCUGUUUUUUUCUCACUUCCUAAAAGGAGCAAAUGCAAAAUAAAUAACUAAGCAGCCUUUGUUUCCGAACCGUAUGUGGCAUAUUGUUAUCAGGUUCUAGCUUCCUUUAAACUAAUAAAGAAUAAGAAACCUUGUUAUGUUUCAUAA
Messenger RNA from Pteropus alecto (black flying fox), 1998 nucleotides. It is a transcript of the gene PRTFDC1, whose product is annotated as phosphoribosyl transferase domain containing 1. Lineage: Eukaryota; Metazoa; Chordata; Mammalia; Chiroptera; Pteropodidae. Gene Ontology annotation, biological process: purine ribonucleoside salvage. The record is from RefSeq and is a predicted model, not a curated record. The coding region runs from base 138 to 764 and encodes 208 amino acids. The transcript has 9 exons. Gene Ontology annotation, molecular function: hypoxanthine phosphoribosyltransferase activity.